Messenger RNA from Paramuricea clavata, 1975 nucleotides. The record is from the annotation of a GenBank genome assembly. Lineage: Eukaryota; Metazoa; Cnidaria; Anthozoa; Malacalcyonacea; Plexauridae.
AUGGCAUUGCUUCUGUAUAGUUUUCCUUGGUUGUGUGGAGCGUAUGGGCUGGUUGGUCGAAACAAAAAGAUCCCUCGUCCACAUUUGUACCUCACAGUUCAAAGAGGAGUGAAGAUAUCGUUUGUACGACGUGAACUUGAAGAGAAAUUCAAGUGUGACGACGCUAAGGAACACUUUGAACUCCUUCGAGAACCUGAAAGAAAACCAAAAAUUAUAUAUUUGGGUCUCCUUUCAAGUAAAUUGAGAUGUAAAUCAUCUUCUGUCUCACCGACACCUGGUGGUGUUGUAUUAGCUUGCAGUAACCUCAGUUAUACCAAUAAAAACCCUUUACGACUCCCUGAAGAAAACGAGAAAGUUGAUGUACCUCAGGUCCAGGGAACUGGGACUUUAACCAUGUUUUGCGCCCUCAAUGGACAACAUUAUGCACUCACCUGCUUUCAUGUUGGUUGCGCAACUGAUGAAAACCGUUUAAACUCCGCAUUCAAUAAAGUAGAAGAUGUUCAGAAGAUGCGCAAUUCACUUCCAGCUUAUGAAAGUUAUGCAAAGAAACAGCAAUAUUAUUUUACACAAGGCAAUACAGAGGACGACAAUGAGGCCAUCUUAUUUGGAGACGAUGGAACGGACUGCACGCGUCUUGGUGGUUUUGACAAUUAUCAUUUUGACAACGAAUAUGACAUUUUGUCUCUAAAAGUUUUCGUUUUGAUAGUUAUUUUACUGUAUAGGCUAUAUUUGGCACCUGGAGUAAUUGUUAGGAAAAUGUCUUUUCGGACUGCUUUGAGGCGCGUUUGUUGGUUCGUGUGCAAUAAAACUUUAAGAUGAUUUCUUUGUUCGAAUUCAUUUGGAAAAGAAGAAAUUUUAAAAUAGCUAAUUUUAAUUUUUACUUCUGAGUGAUUGAAAUGAGUGAGUUGACGCCAUAUCGAAUGUCAUGUUGAAUGUCAUGUGACUCGUGUCAGAACUUUUCCCAGUCGUUUGGUCGGUUUGGAAAACAAGAUUUUAUGCCGAAGUGAAAGCAGAAUAUCAAGGUGUCUAAAACAAAAGGGUAAGAGUUUUAUUAUGUUAUAAAGUCCACUAGGGUCUGUUCUUUCAUAUCGUCCAGUUAAAACCUUCCAAAUAGUGCCGAAUGAGGGUAACUUUUUCCAUUGAUCGCACAACAACGUUUGGAUGUGUUCAAAGGAUGAUGGAUGUGUCCUUACAACGUUUGGAUGUGUCCUUUGAUGUCUUCCACAUUGACAGUUUAAUUGACUUCCGAAAUGCUUACUUAUUUCCUACUACACACUGCAAAGUUCUCUAAAAUCCAAUGAAAAAAUAUUAGAUAGUAUUGUAGCUGUUGGUAUAUUCGAAUAAACGCAAUUUCAAUGAUUGGGAAAAUUUUAAACAAAUAUAUAAUUUUAAAAUUAAAGGGGAAGUCAAGUCCGUAAUGUAAACAAAUCGUUUGUUUACAUUUUGAACUGCUCUAUUUUUUAAAAUAUGAUGUACUGUCUGAAUAUCUAACACCAUUUUGGUUCGCUAUGCUUCUAAAUGAAUAUGAAAUAGAGUUUAUGUUCAGAAAAAUUCGAAACAUUCGAAAUUUGGGCAAUGUUCACAUUAUGCACCUAUCAAUGUUAACCCCGAGGGGGCGGGGGGCGGGCAAAGGGUGGGGAUUUGAUCAAUCAGGUGGUCCCAUGGGUCGGGAUUUGGACUGACACUUUUUUUCUAAGUGGCCCGAGGGUGGGGAUUUUUGACAGAUUAACACUGAUCUCAGACGAUAUACUGAAGAAACCUGAGCCAAUUUUAGAACAAACUCUGACUCGUCCCCAGUCGCCCGUGUUGUAGCUGUCAACGCCUAACCCGCGAACGGGCAUAUCCUCCCGCACUAAAAGGUAACGAGGGACUGUGGAAGAGUCAGGAACAAACUGAAGACUGGGCACUAGUUUAUCGCUCGCUGUCUCGCACGUUGUUUUUACAAGAAAUAUGGAAAUUUCUGGACAAGAAAUAA